This is a messenger RNA of Brassica rapa (field mustard), 18752 nucleotides long. Its product is annotated as putative F-box only protein 9. Lineage: Eukaryota; Viridiplantae; Streptophyta; Magnoliopsida; Brassicales; Brassicaceae. Gene Ontology annotation, molecular function: protein binding. The record is from RefSeq and is a predicted model, not a curated record.
UGUUUCGAGCUUUCGUCGGACAUCUCGAUUCUUUCUUCCGUAAAGCUUUUUCGUAAGGAAGAAUCUAUUUCGAAAAGUACUCUUCGGAGAAAUUUCUUAUUUUCUUCCUCGGACGUUUUGAAUGUUAAAUUUGUCGUAACCGUUUUUGACCCCAACAAUUCUUAGUAUACCUAGAAUAAUUAUCUUCUUAAGAUCGUUGAGAGUCAAAGCUCUAUCCGAAAACAAGGUAAAAGAAAUAACUAUUUCACAGUAUUUUUAUUAAACGUCAAAAGCUGUUGGACUACAACCGCAAGACCAAGUUUAAAUAACAAAACUAACGAAAACCCUAAUCUAAUAACAAAGCCACGUUAAUAACUAGACCCAACAAUAACAAUUAAGAAAGCCCACAAUAAUACUAGCCUAAACAUGUGACCUAAGUCUAACAUGAUGGCACCAAAGACUUGAUGUAGUUGUCAAGAUGCGCUGCAUCAGUCUCUCCCACUAUGAAAAGAUUCAACCUCGAAUCUUGUUUCUCUGAAAAUAUAUUGGUAUGAAGAUAUACUCAUCAAACCUCCAAGUUCUUGCUAAUGGACACUCUCCACGUAAUGCUUUUGUCAACACGUUAGAACACAUAAUGUUCAAAGACGUUGUUGAUUUUUUGCAGGUUUCAAAAGCUUUGUCACCAAAGAUGAAAUCUAUGGUUUUGGAAUAUUCUUCACAAUACACGUAAUAAGACAAAUCUUCCCCAUCAAAGACAUCACAGAUUGGAUCCACAUUUUCAAUUAUCAGAUCUUCAUUAGCGUAGAUAUCAAAGAUACGCUGACCAUAUAACUCUUUGUAUAGAUCUUUUUUAGCAUCACUACUUCCUUGUUGAAAAUAAGAUCAUCAUGUUGACACAAAAUUAGGUUGUUGGUUCAGCUGGAGCACCAUAUGUAGGGCAUCUUCCAAGGACUGUUGCAACACAUCACACAUAUUUUGUUGAAACUCGGCCAAUACUUUCUGCAAGGUGUUAGCUUGCUCGUUCUUCCAUCCCUGAAGAUUCGUUCUUGGUAACAUGAUAAAAGAACCGUUUUGGCUCUGAUACCAUAUGGUGUAGCGAAAAAUACGAUAACGCAAGUAAUCUAUUGAUUCUUAAAAUACAUAGAAUAAUUGUCUUCUUGAGAUCGUUGAGAGUCGAAGCUCUAUCCGAGAACAAAGUAAAAUAGAUAAUUAUUUCUCUGUAUUUUUAUUAAACGUCAAAAUCUGUUGGACUACAACAACAAGACCAAGCUUAAAUAACAAAAUUAAUGAAAACCCUAAUCUAAGAACAAAGCCACGUUAAUAACUAGACCCAUCAAUGACAAUUAAUAAAGCCGAAAUAAUACUAUCCCAAACACGUGACCUAAGUCUUACAUGAUGGUGCGAGAGACUUGAUGUAGUUGUCAAGAUGUGCUGCAUCAAAUGUUCUCUGAGACUAUUAUACCACAUGCGUCCAAAUUGUUUUAGGUCGUAUAAUGACCUUUGCAAAAAAUUUUCAAAUAACUCUUUAGGCUUAGAAUUUAAUGGUUAUGACAUUUUAAAUACUUAGAGGAUUCUCAUAUAAAUAUCAGUGUCCAAGGAUCUAUAUAAAUAUGCGGUAACAACAUCCAUUAUAAGCAUCUCUAGAUUUUAAUUGGCGGCUAGGUUCUACCAAAAUCUAAACAUGAUUACAUCCAUAUUAGGAGAAUAUAUUUCUUCAUAAUCGAUCCAAGGUCUUUGAAAAAAUCCAUAAGCCACAAGACAGCCUUAUAUCUCAUAACUUUGUUAUUCUCAUUUUGUUUCCAAACGAAAACCCAUUUGUUUCCAACUGGUUUCACAACAUGUGGUGUGAUUAUAAUAGGUCCAAAUAACACUCGUUUGUUAAGGGAGUCAAGUUCAACUUGUAUUGCAUCUUUUCAUUUUGUCCAGUCAUGUCUCUUUUGACAUUCAAAGAUAUAUUUUGGUGGUUCUAGAUCAUCACCCUCUUCAUUUAUUUCCUUCGAAAUAAAGUAUGAGGAAACAUCAUCAACACCAUUAACUUUGAUUCAAUAUUAUGAAUGUAAUUAAUAGAAAUCUCAUGAUUUUAUUCAGAAUCAUGAUGUCAAACAUUGUCAUCAACCUUAUGGCUUAUUGCUUCCAACUUUUCUGCUAUAUUGGAAGGAUUUUGGUGUUCUAUCUGUCUCCUUCUGUUUCCUAGGAUUCAUAUCCUUAGAACCAAUAGGACUACCACGCUUCAAGCUUAUUCUUUACUCUCGUGUAUUAUCUUCUAUGCCACGUUCAUUUGGCAUUUCUAUACGAGCAUGAGAAUUCGCAGCCAAUAUAUUUGAUUUUGUAACCGAUUUGGUGUCUGCAAAAGCAUCAAGUAGGUUAUUUGCGAUGCUUUUUAAAUGCAUAAUUCGACGGACCCCUAAUUCUGACUGUCUGGUAGGAGGAUCAAUGUGUUGUAGAGAUUUUACACACCAUUUAUAUUUUUUCCUACUUUUUUUACAUUCUCCCUUAGAACUGAGAAUACUUUUUCAUCAAAGUGGCAAUCAGCAAAACAUACCGUAAAUACGUCACCAGUUUGCCAGUUUACGGUUCUAGAUAUCAUAUAAUUGAUGGAGAAUCAUAACUAGCAUAUAUCCGUAACCUUUUUUGAGGAUCCAUCUUUGUACGUUAGGUAGGUGCAAUUCGCACAUAUACAUCACAACCAAAAAUAAUUACUGAGAAAUAUUUGGCUCGCGUCCAAAUGCUAACUGUAUUGGGGAUUAUUUUUGAUAUGCACUUUGUUUCACCCGAAUCAGUGCUUCUAUAUGCAAAAUAGCAUGUUCCUACACAGAAGUUUGAAAUUUUGAUCUCAUGAUAAAUGUUCUUUCUGUCAGUUGCAGACGUUUAAUGAUUCAGCCAAACCAUUUUGUGUUUGAACAUGAGCAACGAGAUGUUCGACAUCAUUUCCGGUUACCAUUCAAUAAUCAUUGAAUACUUGGGAAGUGAAUUCACCAGCAUUGUCUAGUCCAACUCUCUUUAUUGGAUAAUUAGGAAAUGAGCCCUUAGUUUGAUUAUCUGAGAUAAAAAUCUUGCAAAUGCCACAUUUCGAGAGGACAACAGACAAACGUGUGUCCAUCUACUCGCCACGUCGACCAUUACCUUAAAAGAAUAUAAUGUUCUACAAGAUGGAUGUAUAGGUCCAUAAAUAGCACAUUGAAUUCGUUCAAGUAACUUUGGUAACUCUUUUUGUAUUUUGGUUGGCUAUGGUUUAUUAUCAAUGUUUUCAAGGAAACAUGCAGUACAUGUUAUUUUAUUUCCCUGAUAAAUUUCUUGGGGUUUCACUAAAUGACCAUAUGAGUUCUCGAUGAUUUUACGCAUCAUUAUGGUGCUUGGAUGACCAAGACGAUCAUGCCAUAAUGUAAAGUCAUCAGAAUUUCCUUUAAUCACCAAAUGUGAUUCAAUGACAUUUAUAUGUGUAUGAUGCAGACCAGAAGAGAGUUUUGGUACUUGUUUCAACACAUUUCAUUUUCCCGAUUUCUCAAGAGUAGUAUACAUAUACUUCUUUCCAUCAUCAGUUGUAGACUGAGUAUCAAAUCCUUUAAGAUAUAUGUCUUUAAAACUCAACAAAUUUAUUUUAGAAUUUAGAUUAAAUAGUGCAUUAUUUAUCAAGAAUUGUGUCCUAUUAAGUAAUGUGAAAUGGGAUUUACCAAUCCCUUCAACAAGUCUGCACAAUCUAAUAUUGUGGUAACAGUGAUAUUUGUCGGUUUUAAUUUAAAAAAAUAUUUUAUGUGUUUCAGAAUAGUGUGCAUUAUUCCACUAUCUGGUAUACAAAUAUCUGAUUUUCCUUUAAUCACCAAAUAAUGUGCAUUCAGAUUCAGAUUAAAUAAAAGUCAAAGAUCAACAAUUUAAAAGUGAAAACCCGAGAUCCAUGAAAAGGAUUACCAGCAAUUUAAUUACAAUAUCACAUAUAUUUCUCCAAAAUCACCAAAUCAAGUUUUAAGGUAUAUUCUCAAGAAUAUAUCUUGAAUCAGAACUAAAUUCUUAUGAAGAUGAGAUUUUUAAUGUAGCAUAUUUGCCGAAAGAAGAAAGAUUUAUCAUAAAAAUGGUACAAAAUGAUAGUAAUAAUGCGUGAAUAGUGUCAUGUACACAUAGUUAAAUAAUAUAUUUUAUGUAUAUUGUUGAAGUAGGAUUUAACACAUAAAUCCAGUGCAUUAAAAUAUUUGAGAUGCAUUUAUUUGACAAGAUUUACAUGGUCCGCUGGCGAAACCUAACUAAUCCGACGAAGGGCUAACUUGUAGCUUGAUGUAGGAAGCUACGGAUUGAGUGGAUAAUGAUGAAGACAAAAAUCACCUUGAGGUCAAGUGGUUACUAAACAACCCGAGAUUCAUUGAGUAAGGCAUGAAAAGUCUACCAUAGAUACGCUUAGUAGUUGGAUCGAGCCGAACCAUUUAAAAACAAAUCAUGCUCAUCAUUUACACAUCACAACACUACUAGUUCACUGUGAUACUUAAAAUACUCUCAUAUAAUUGUAUUGUAUUUGACAUGUUUCUUUGUACAUGUCAUAUUUAUUAUUAACGUUAAUUCAAUUUGAGGAAAAUAUCUUGUUUAAUUUUAUUUAUAGAAUACUUUAUCUGUUUCAAAUAAGUAAUCGUUCUAGAGCUUUGCACAUAAUAAGAAACUAAUUAAAUGUUCAAAUUUACCAUUUUUUUACCAUUAGAAUUGCAUAACAUUUAUUAUUUAUCUUAGUUUAAUUAAAUGAAAAGAAAAUAAAUUAAUAGAAAAACAACACUGGAAUCACAAAACGACACUCGAUUUGAAGCAUAGAGAAUAUUAUUUUUACUGUUUCUCUAGACCUAACAAUUAUUUUAUAAAGAAAAAUCACUUCAGAUUUUAGCUUACACAUAUAUCGAGCGCAAAUACUAAACAAUAUAUUGUGGAAUUUAUGAAAGAAAUAUUGUCAACUUAAAUAUAGGGAAAGAAAGAAUAAAGGGAAUCAUAUUUAAAUAUGAAAGAAAUAUUGUCAACUUAAAUAUAAGGAAAAAAAUAUAAAAAUAAAGAAAUAUGAAAAGAAAUAUAGGGAAAGAAAUAUGAAAGAAAUAUUGUCAACUUAAAUAUAGGGAAAGAAAGAAUAAAGAAAGAAUAAAGGGGAAAGAAAGAGAUACAAAACCUUUCAUCUAGAGUACACAAGAGAGAGAGAGAGAAACAAUGAUGAUAUCUGAUCUUCCGGCAGAUUUGCUAGAUGAAAUACUCUCUAGGGUUCCGGCCACAUCUCUAAUACGAUUGAGAUCUACUUGCAAACAAUGGUACAAUUUAUUCAAAGACCAAAUGUUCGCCGAAAAGCACCUUCGUAACGUUCCAAAGCAGCUUCGUGUUCUCACACUGAAGGAAAAUAGGCUUUUUCUGCCGAGCGUAGAUCUGAACUUUGUUCCUCCUUCUAUUGAAUUUAGCGAUGAACUUAGCCUAAAUAAUUCUAAUAAUUCAGAAGAGGUCCAUAUAGACUCAGCUUUUCACUGCGAUGGUUUAUUGUUAUGCACCACCAGGGAUGAACUCGUGGUUUGGAAUCCUUGUUUAGGUGAAACCAUGUGGAUCAAACACAGCGAAGGCAGCAAAAGGGUUAAAGAGAGAAAGCCUAUGUAUGCUUUAGGAUACGAGAACAACCAGUCUUGCCGCAGCUACAAAAUCUUGAUGUUUUGGGAUUGUGACGAAUUAUACGACGGCCAAGUCGAUGGAUUUAAAGUCUAUGAUUUUAACUCUAAUGCGUGGAGAGUUGUUAAUUAUCCCAACUGCUUCAUAAUGAAUUCUCAUGGCGUGAAUUUGAAAGGAAAUGGUUACUGGAAUGCUUAUGAUGACAACUACGUCGACUACAUACUCAGCUUUCAUUUUACAGGAGAGAGAUUUAUACGUUUGUGUUUACCUCCCCCAUCUCAGGGCUGCAUGUAUACGUCUCUAUCAGUUGUUAGAGAAGAACUCUCAGUGUUACGUUGUGUGAAAGGUUCAUCAAAGAUUGAGAUGUGGGUGACGACCAAUAAAAUGGAUACUUCUGCUUCAGAAUUGUCAUGGAGCAAAUCCUUUACAAUGAACUUUGGUUUUCCUGUCUUAGUUUACACGGGUCUUUUAAUCGACGAAGAUAAGAAAGUGGUCUUGUGUAAUACAAUUGUGGGGGACCACUUGAGGGGGGCAUGUACUAUUGGAGAGGAAGAUAAAUAUUACUCAGAAAUCGCUUUUGAAGGAAUGUCUUUAUCACAACCUCCUCAUAUUUUCAAUUAUGUUCCAAGUUUGGUUAGAAUCCAGGAAGGUACUGAAUUAGAUGUUUUUGGUAAAAGUCCUCGUAGGAGAGGGGAUGAUCCUCCUACAAGACGAGGUGAUACUGCAAUGUGUGAUCAUGACUUCCAGUUUUCACAAGAAAUUGAUGACAUGAUGUCCUAAUCAGAUGAAUGGAGAUAGAGUGCACUGAUUUUAGCAGUCGUCUUAGAAGCCGCGGUCGUGGGUGGAAGACGCAGUGUGUUAUCUUGUGACAAAAGUGAUCUCUCCUGAUAUUUAUAAUUUAUUCACCCGUUGAACCCCUCUCUUUGUCUCAUUAUAUCUUUGUAUAAUCAUCGUAGUUUCUGCGAACCUUGAAAUUUCAUUAUCACCUUGAACAAUAUCUCAGUUCUCAAAAAGGAACUCUUUGGCACUCUAUCUUCUUGUAUCUUGUGAACUUUUUUAGCUUUGGCAUUAAUUUUAAAGAUUUUAUUAAUUUCAGUUAGAACGUGUUUGUUUUCCACUUUGAGUGUUGAUCGUAUAGAUGAAGUUGUUCAGGUAAAAUAUUUCCAUACCAAUAAUAUCAUCUCACUGAUUCCAAAAAUAUAUGAUAUAGCGGAUUCCUCCAACUAGCAGAGCGGCGAAUUGAAUCCUGAAAAUCUGGAUAAAGACUUGAAUAUAAUACUGCAAGUAAGUCCUUCCCUCACGAUAUCCUCACUUUCGUGAUAAUUUCAAAACCAAGAGCACGCCAUAAAUCUACUGAAAAAGGUCAAGGCAAUAAAAUGUCCCCCCACCCCCCCCCCCCCCCCCCCCUCCCCUUUCCCUUGAUAUUACUUGUAUACAAUGACAUGACAUGACUCCCCUUUGACUCUUUUUGUUUAUGUUUAUUUAGGCUUUUAGAUCUGAACUUUGUUCCUCCUUCUAUUGAAUUUAGCGAUGAACUUAGCCUAAAUAAUUCUAAUAAUUCAGAAGAGGUCCUCCAUAUAGACUCAGCUUUUCACUGCGAUGGUUUAUUGUUAUGCACCACCAGGGAUGAACUCGUGGUUUGGAAUACUUGUUUAGGUGAAACCAUGUGGAUCAAACACAGCAAAGGCAGCAAAAGGGUUAAAGAGAGAAAGCCUAUGUAUGCUUUAGGAUACGAGAACAACCAGUCUUGCCGCAGCUACAAAAUCUUGAUGUUUUGGAAUUGUGACGAAUUAUACGACGGCCAAGUCGAUGGAUUUAAAGUCUAUGAUUUUAACUCUAAUGCGUGGAGAGUUGUUAAUUAUCUCAACUGCUUCAUAAUGAAUUCUCAUGGCGUGAAGUUGAAAGGAAAUGGUUACUGGAAUGCUUAUGAUGACAACUACGUCGACUACAUACUCAGUUUUGAUUUUACAAGAGAGAGAUUUAUACGUUUGUGUUUACCUCCCCCAUCUCAGGGCUGCAUGUAUACGUCUCUAUCAGUUGUUAGAGAAGAACUCUCAGUGUUACGUUGUGUGAAAGGUUCAUCAAAGAUUGAGAUGUGGGUGACGACCAAUAAAAUGGAUACUUCUGCUUCAGAAUUGUCAUGGAGCAAAUCCUUUACAAUGAACUUUGGUUUUCCUGUCUUAGUUUACACGGGUCUUUUAAUCGACGAAGAUAAGAAAGUGGUCUUGUGUAAUACAAUUGUGGGGGACCACUUGAGGGGGGCAUGUACUAUUGGAGAGGAAGAUAAAUAUUACUCAGAAAUCGCUUUUGAAGGAAUGUCUUUAUCACCACCUCCUCAUAUUUUCAAUUAUGUUCCAAGUUUGGUUCGAAUCCAGGAAGGUACUGAAUUAGAUGUUUUUGGUAAAAGUCCUCGUAGGAGAGGGGAUGAUCCUCCUACAAGAUGAGGUGAUACUGCAAUGUGUGAUCAUGACUUCCAGUUUUCACAAGAAAUUGAUGACAUGAUAUCCUAAUCAGAUGAAUGGAGAUAGAGUGCACUGAUUUUAGCAGUCGUCUUAGAAGCCGCGGUCGUGGGUGGAAGACGCAGUGUGUUAUCUUGUGACAAAAGUGAUCUCUCCUGAUAUUUAUAAUUUAUUCACCCGUUGAACCCCUCUCUUUGUCUCAUUAUAUCUUUGUAUAAUCAUCGCAGUUUCUGCGAACCUUGAAAUUUCAUUAUCACCUUGAACAAUAUCUCAGUUCUCAAAAAGGAACUCUUUGGCACUCUAUCUUCUUGUAUCUUGUGAACUUUUUUAGCUUUGGCAUUAAUUUUAAAGAUUUUAUUAAUUUCAGUUAGAACGUGUUUGUUUUCCACUUUGAGUGUUGAUCGUAUAGAUGAAGUUGUUCAGGUAAAAUAUUUCCAUACCAAUAAUAUCAUCUCACUGAUUCCAAAAAUAUAUGAUAUAGCGGAUUCCUCCAACUAGCAGAGCGGCGAAUUGAAUCCUGAAAAUCUGGAGAAAGACUUGAAUAUAAUACUGCAAGUAAGUCCUUCCUUCACGAUAUCCUCACUUUCGUGAUAAUUUCAAAACCAAGAGCACACCAUAAAUCUACUGAAAAGGGUCAAGGCAAUAAAAUGUCCCCCCUCCCCCUUUCCCUUGAUAUUACUUGUAUACAAUGACAUGACAUGACUCCCCUUUGACUCUUUUUGUUUAUGUUUAUUUAGGCUUUUAAAUCUGAACUUUGUUCCUCCUUCUAUUGAAUUUAGCGAUGAACUUAGCCUAAAUAAUUCUAAUAAUUCAGAAGAGGUCCAUAUAGACUCAGCUUUUCACUGCGAUGGUUUAUUGUUAUGCACCACCAGGGAUGAACUCGUGGUUUGGAAUCCUUGUUUAGGUGAAACCAUGUGGAUCAAACACAGCGAAGGCAGCAAAAGGGUUAAAGAGAGAAAGCCUAUGUAUGCUUUAGGAUACGAGAACAACCAGUCUUGCCGCAGCUACAAAAUCUUGAUGUUUUGGGAUUGUGACGAAUUAUACGACGGCCAAGUCGAUGGAUUUAAAGUCUAUGAUUUUAACUCUAAUGCGUGGAGAGUUGUUAAUUAUCCCAACUGCUUCAUAAUGAAUUCUCAUGGCGUGAAUUUGAAAGGAAAUGGUUACUGGAAUGCUUAUGAUGACAACUACGUCGACUACAUACUCAGUUUUGAUUUUACAGGAGAGAGAUUUAUACGUUUGUGUUUACCUCCCCCAUCUCAGGGCUGCAUGUAUACGUCUCUAUCAGUUGUUAGAGAAGAACUCUCAGUGUUACGUUGUGUGAAUGGUUCAUCAAAGAUUGAGAUGUGGGUGACGACCAAUAAAAUGGAUACUUCUGCUUCAGAAUUGUCAUGGAGCAAAUCCUUUACAAUGAACUUUGGUUUUCCUGUCUUAGUUUACACGGGUCUUUUAAUCGACGAAGAUAAGAAAGUGGUCUUGUGUAAUACAAUUGUGGGGGACCACUUGAGGGGGGCAUGUACUAUUGGAGAGGAAGAUAAAUAUUACUCAGAAAUCACUUUUGAAGGAAUGUCUUUAUCACCACCUCCUCAUAUUUUCAAUUAUGUUCCAAGUUUGGUUAGAAUCCAGGAAGGUACUGAAUUAGAUGUUUUUGGUAAAAGUCCUCGUAGGAGAGGGGAUGAUCCUCCUACAAGACGAGGUGAUACUGCAAUGUGUGAGCAUGACUUCCAGUUUUCACAAGAAAUUGAUGACAUGAUGUCCUAAUCAGAUGAAUGGAGAUAGAGUGCACUGAUUUUAGCAGUCGUCUUAGAAGCCGCGGUCGUGGGUGGAAGAUGCAGUGUGUUAUCUUGUGACAAAAGUGAUCUCUCCUGAUAUUUAUAAUUUAUUCACCCGUUGAACCCCUCUCUUUGUCUCAUUAUAUCUUUGUAUAAUCAUCCCAGUUUCUGCGAACCUUGAAGUUUCAAUAUCACCUUGAACAAUAUCUCAGUUCUCAAAAAGGAACUCUUUGGCACUCUAUCUUCUUGUAUCUUGUGAACUUUUUUAGCUUUGGCAUUCAUUUAUAAAGAUUUUAUUAAUUUCAGUUAGAACAUGUUUGUUUUCCACUUUGAGUGUCGAUCGUAUAGAUGAAGUUGUUCAGGUAAAAUAUUUCCAUACCAAUAAUAUCAUCUCACUGAUUCCAAAAAUAUAUGAUAUAGCGGAUUCCUCCAACUAGCAGAGCGGCGAAUUGAAUCCUGAAAAUCUGGAGAAAGACUUGAAUAUAAUACUGCAAGUAAGUCCUUCCCUCACGAUAACCUCACUUUCGUGAUAAUUUCAAAACCAAGAGCACGCCAUAAAUCUACUGAAAAAGGUCAAGGCAAUAAAAUGUCCCCACCCCCCCCCCCCCCCCCCCCCCCCUUUCCCUUGAUAUUACUUGUAUACAAUGACAUGACAUGACUCCCCUUUCACUCUUUUUGUUUAUGUUUAUUUAGGCUUUUAGAGUCACCAGGUAAAGCUGCAAAAGCAAAGAAGAAAACUUGUCUUCAUCGUUGGAAGCUUUGUUUUAAGGAUUUUGGACUUCUUGCAAUUCUAUUAACGAUCACUUUUGUUUUCAAGAGAGCUGAGCUUCAGAGAUUGGUUAUAAGAAGGGAAAUUGCACUCAGUAUACAUCAAACAAAUUAUAAUUAACUAUCUAACCAAAAAAAAAGUUGACCACAAUAUUCAACGUAUUUUCUAUUGUAUAUUCCAAAAUAUCCUUUCAAUCGCCCGGUGUAACCUUUUUCUAUUUUGUUCUUUGUUUUAUUUUAUUUUCUUCUUAUUCUUCUUUUUACAGAUCUCUGUUUCUCUUGAUAUCAACGAAAACAUAAAUCAUAAUAUCUUUUUUUUGCUAGAUUAUCACCAUCAUUACCAAUAAGAUUCUAUGAUUGAUUAUCAUCAUUGAUGAUUAAUGUUACAUGUGUCUAGUGUUUGUACUCUGUUGUAAUUUCAGAAGAGUGUCGAUGUAUCUGAAAAAAAGGAGAUAAAGAAGAUGAACCCACAUACUAUAUGGAGUAAAAUAAAAUAUAGUAAUAUAGCUAUUAUGUAAUACUACUAUACUAUUUAAACUACAAUAUUUUAUUUUCAUGUAUUUCUAUACUAUUUAAGCUACAAGAUACUAUAAUAUUGUUUAUUUUCAGUUUAUUUAAUUUGAUAUAUUAUAGAUUAUAAUUGGGUUUAGGGUUUUGAAAUUAGGAUUUAGUGAUUAAAACUUAGUGACUAGGAUUUAAGGUUUAGUAAUUAAGGAUUGGGUUGAGUUGGAGUAGGGUUUAGUAUUUAAGGGUUAUGAAUGUAGAUGAAGUCAUAUAUCAUUUCAACGAUAUAGAAUAGAACAUGCGGGUACAUAUUUAUAUGGUCAAUAAGUGUGUCACGUGGAUGACAUUAUGUGAUAUUUCAAAGAUUUUUGCUGACCAUAUAUGUUAUAUUUGUUGAGGUCGUCAAAUAUUUUUCUUUUACCGUUUACCUUCAAAAAAUAAGGUUAGAACCGGAAAGAAAUAGAACAAAAUGUCAUCCACUUAAUUAUGUCAAAAUCGGUGAUAUAUUCUUCAUUUCUGUUUGUGUUUUGUAUAUUAAGCAAAUUCUCCCUUAUAAGAAACCCAUUUUUUUUCUCUUAGCAGAUACAAGAAUAAUAAAUUCCAAUGAUAAGUGCAGAACUAGAGUUAUUAAUUUCCUUUAUUCUACGAAUUAAAUAUAUGAAAUCCAGUAACGAAUUGAGAUCAUUUUUCACCAAAAGGCCUUGUAAACAAUUUAAAAAUAAAGGAAGAAACUAUAUAUAUGGUUUGAUUAAUCAAUUCUAAGAGCUUCCGUACUAUGUUUAUAGGUGCCAACCAUGAAACCUCUCACUAUUUUAGUCUUUUGAUGAGUCCGAACCAGUUACACAAAACUAAGGAGUACACAAGAAAUAAUCUGUUGGUGACCAUAUACCAUGUUGUCAAUCUUUUCUAUUCCCUCCGUUUCAAUAUAGAUGAUGUUUUAGAAAGACUAAUUUAUUUCAACUUAUAUGAAGUUUUGAGAUUUUAAGGUUCUUUUUAAAUUUAUUGGAAAUUGUUCAACCAAUUAAAUUUUACUGUCUCUUUUAUAAUUGGUUGACUGAUUUUAUAAUUAUAUCUUUAAAAUACCUUUUUAGAGAAAUGUAAUUUUCUUAAUAUUUGUGCAUUACUAGAAAACAUCAAGUAUUAUGAAACAGAGGGAAUAUAAUAGAAGAUCGACGUGUCAUCUUUGGCGGUUUGGGUCCUAGAUUAUCAUAUUAAACUUGGUGAGAUGCUCUUAGCUUGAAGAUUGCUUAGGGUAAAUUUUGUUGCAGGGUUUGUGAACGGGGAAAAGAUUUGUAUUUGGAGGGUGCAACGUGUAUCAACGUGCAAAGUGUUCCAAAAAAAACAAAAAAGAUAAGACUUGUAGUGUAAUAGAUAAUGUGUUGUAAUGUUAUGGUUCCUUUGGGUUCAACUGGUAUGAAAUGAAGAUAGAAUCGAACUUAAGAUUUUGGGGAUUAAAGGAAAUUUAGUAAAAUAUUAAUAAAAAAUCUUACAAGUAUAAGAGUCUAUUUCUAUAUAAAUUAUUUUAGGGGUAAUAAAUAAUUUAGUUAUAAUUUCAAUUUAUUUUUAUAUAACCCUAUAUUUGAUAAAUUAUUUCUUAAAUUUUAAAAGUCAUAGGCUAAUAUUUAUGCCAAUCACGUCUUGAGAGUAGAUAGUGGAAAUUACUACUAUUAGUCAAAGGGUUUGGAGGAACGAACUACAAGGCAAUGUUCCAUGGUAACGUACAAUGGGAAGAGAACUUGUAAUAUUUUGGGACGGGUUUAGCAUCCUAAAAUUAAAUAUGUAAAAAUUGGAUACUCACCCACUUUUAUAAAUAAUUGAUGUUUUACCUUUUAAUUUGUAUAUAAAAUUCAUGUUUUAAUUUUAAUCAAUGCAUUUUACUUUAAAACUAGACCAUAGAUUAAAAUUUAAAAAUAUGAGUGGAAAUGUUUUAUUGCGAAGAAAAUAAAAUAAUCAAAACUAAUUAAUAAAAAAUAAGUAUUGACUAAAUAAAAACUUAAUAAUAAAAGUAUCAUUGUUUAAUAUAUAUAAAUAUAUACACUUAUUGUAAAUAUCUAGUCAACUAAAAAAAUGAAAUAUAUGAAAAAUUACUAUAAAUUAUACUAAAAUUUUGCCAUAAUUAGAAAAAUUAGUAAUUAAUCUCACUUUUUCAAUUUAAUAUUAUUUUGUAAGGAUAUCUAGUGUUACUGAAAAUAUAUAUUUUUCAUAAAUAUAGGGAUAUUUCUGUUUUUAUUUCAGAAUGUAACUAGUUUUUAUAUAAACUAACUAGUUGAUUUAACCAUCCACAAUCUUCUUCUCGCGCCUCUAUUUUCUUCUUCCACCUUCACAAACCUUUGAAAAACGUUUCAUUGCAGUUUUAAAUUGGGAAAAUGUGGAGAAAUACACCUAUAUAAGAUUUUAAUUUGAAAACUAUAUCAUUGUUUAAUUUUUUUGAAAAAUGCACUUUUGCUUAUAUGAAUUUACUAAAUUAUCCGAUAUGAAUAUUUAUCAUCAGAAUUUAUUUAAUAUUAAAUAAAGGCUCAUUUGGGUGAAUAACCAAAACAAGAAUGGAAAUUAGGUAAGUGGACAUUUUUUUUAUUAAUUGGCAAACCAGGAGAAACAACUGUAUGAAAAGUCCAUAUUAACCUUGUUGUAAUCAAAGGAAUCCAUUUCUAUUUUACUUGCUACCGGCUACUUCCAUUAACUGGCCAAUAGGGUUUUUCAUUGAUGUUUUUCUUCUUUUUCGACUAUUUCUCACAGAUUUACCGUCGACAGUUUUACCGUGGCCAGUAAGCAUAUACGACAGUUUGCUCUUCCUUGCCAAGCUUUAGGUUGCUGCUUCUCCAAUCUCUUCCCCAUCCCCAAAUCCAUUCUAUAUUUUGAAUUACAAAAUUUAGGAUUACUUUUAAGAUCGCCGUCGCCAGAGGCCGUUGCGGCGCCCCCAUGAUCUGAUUUCUUUAUGGCUUCUGAUCUUCUCAUCCUCGUAUCUUCCUGUUUCUGAUCUCACACGCGUUGCAAAGAGACUACACAGACAAUCAGAAUAAAACAAUACAUUAUCAAAUCAGACAAAACAAAGUUUAUGCCUCUCCAGAAAUUAAAAAAAAAAGCACAGGACUUUCCAGAAACCAACAAAAACCUUUAAUGAAACAGAGAUCUAUAAAAAAAUGAAUUAAGAACCUGAGAGGAUUGCAUUAUUACCACAGAGACUGAGCUGCUAGAAAGACGCAACUUCCGUUCAUCUUCUCAGCACAAGCACAGUCAGUUCUUAAUUUUCGAAGCCAACCUGUUUAAGAGAAACAAACAGAGUCAAUGGAUGUUUUAUCUGGUUCCCUAUAACAAGAAGAACAAGGCUAAUGAGAGAAAUAGAUCCUCUGUUUCACUUACCAGUGCUGUACCACCAAGAUCUGUUUUUCUAUGUCCAGUGAUAAAAAUGCCAAUGGAAAGAGCCAUAGUGCACACGAGAUCAAGAUCAACUGGGAGGAUUGUACUGCAACACAAGAUUAUUACAGAGAUUCUCCCGAUCUCUAAAAGAGUGAUCAACAAAAAUAAAUCAAAAACAAGAGAGAGAGAUUGGAUUAUUAUCAAAAAAAUUGAGAAAAUUUCAGGGCCGAUUGAAAGAAUCAGGGUUUUAAGCCUUGUCUAAGAUUUUUUGUCAAGAAAAAACAGUUCUUGAUUUAGAAAAAAUAGGACUUUCUUUGACCAAACAAGAAGAAUAGAGAAAGAGAAAGAACAAUAGAGAGAGAGAGAGAGAGAGAGAGAGAGAGAGAGGUAUAGGCUUAGCUCUACGAAGAGAGAAGAGAGAGAGAGUUAAAAGUAGGUAAGAUUGUCAGUCUAUGCAUUUUGGUUUGUGGGAUUGAGUAGGGUUAUUAUUGGUAUUAAUAAAAAAUGUACAGUUGCAUAUCCAUUUGCCUAAUAAAAUUCUUAUCUAUAGUCAUGGACCGCAAAUUCCCUAAACAGUUUCAACAAUAAUAUAAGAUUGUUUGAAAAAAAUCUUUACAAUAUACACAAUAUCUUAAUUGAAAAAGAAACAAGUUAGAGAUGUCUCGUCUCCUCCAAAAAAAAAAAGAUCUUGCUUUUAUUCAGAUUUCAGAGGUUUGUUUCUUCACCUAUGUCCUCAGUGUGAUUCAAUUUAGUAAAUUGACGUUUUCUUCCAAUUCUGUCAUACACAGAUGAAGUAAUCUCAAACAACAACAUUUUUUUCCUUUGAUUUCCUAUGUCUAUCUAACAACUUGAAUGAAAAAUUAAUGGAAUAUUGGUAGCACAUAUGUUUAAUUUUGUCCAUUGACACCCCGAAAAACCUGAGUUUGAUACCUCCUUAUAGUCUUACACAGUUACACUCUUUUUGUCAAAAAAAAACUUGAAUGGAACAUUCAUAAAAGGACAAGAAUCAAACAAUAACUUUCUUUUUUUCUAAAAGAGUUUAACAUAAACUAAACAGUUACGUUGUUGUCGUUGCAUGGCUUCCUCAUAGCAAGAAUGUAGUCUCGUGGAUUGGCAAUUCUCAACAUAGUGGGUUUUGAUCGUGUGUGACUUCAGAGGAGCUGCUCGAGUAAUCAGAGUAACAGAGCUUCAAGCCAUUGGUUGGGCAGCUGAUAUCUUUUCAGUUUACGUUAGAAUAGAGUUGUAGUGGAAAUGUCCUGAGCCCAAGUUCAGAGUGAUUUCCAAAAUAUUUUUGACUACCCGGACUUGCACAAUGAGAUCUUGAAGAUAGUUAGCUCUCUUGACCAGUUUUAAGAGUGUCGUUUGGAAGUGGUUACACAGUCUGCUAAUUUAGUAGCAACGGAGAUCGCUCUUAGUAAAACGAGAGGCAGACGCUACCAAUCGUAUGUUGCCCAUGGUGGUUUGCGUUGGCUUUCCUCUCUAAUCGAAGCUGAAGCAGGGACAUCAAGGUCUACAGCUCAAGUCUGAGGGUCCCUCGUACUGGUACGGAUCUUGACAGUAUGAGUUCUUUUCUCACUUCUUCAUUCCAUUCUGGUAAUCGUUUCUUGUUUGGCAUCUACUGGUCACCACAAAAAUGAUUUUUUUGUAUGAAGAAUGAGUGGUUGGACAACUUAUUUCUAUUUUAUUACGAAAUCUAAAAAGUUAUGCAUAGAAACUUCCUGAUAAAAUCAAAACAAACCAUAAUUUAUUUCUUUCAUAAUAUCCUUGUUAUAUAAAAGAUUAUAGUAAAAUAAUAUAUCUAUCUCAAGACAUGUUUUUCUUAAACAUAUGUAAUUAUAUUAUUACUAAUUCAAACUUAUAUAUAAUUAUUGAAAUAUCUAAUUGGGAUAAAAAUGUCUUUUCAUAUUUAACAAAGUGUAGUUUUCCAAAAAUAAAAAAGAAGGUGCAUUUAUCAAAAUUUAAAUUAAUUAUAGAGUAUUUUUCAAAUUGUCCCUUUUAUAUUAGCUUUUUAAAUCUAAUUAUUUAUAUCUAUAAUUUGUUUUCUAAAACCAUCUUUUUAAGGAAAAAAACCGUCUUCUCUUAAAUUCUAUUUUUUAUUUCUUCACAUAUAUAUUUUAUAUGUUAUUUUUGAUAUUUUUCUUCAAAGAGUGAUACUUUUCACAUUCUGAAUAGUUUUUAUGUGCUUAGAAAAUGUGAAAAUAUAGUGAACGUCAAAAAUCUUGGAGAGAGAUGCAAAUAAUAACAGUGGGAAGAGUGUGAUUUCUACAUGCUACGAAGAAAAAGUAAGGGAAGGUAGUUCAAAACUUUAUGCUAUCUAUAUUUCUUGAUACGGUUGUUCUAAUUCAAACAAUGAUUCUCUGGAGUUUUCUUAUGAAAUUUAAUAUUUUUGUAGGAUUGAAAUGCUUUUUAAGAUGAUCUCUAAUCAUGUAAAUUUUACAAUCCUUAUUCUAAAAGUGGAAGAACAUACACAAGAACUGCAGUUUUUAAGAUGUAUUGAAAAAGCAUGAAAGAAAAGCAAAAAGAUGACUGAAUUCUAUAUUGAUUUUUAAUAUUCUUUUCAAUUUUGUAAAUGGUAAUUUGUUUUUAUGUUGAUUUAUUAAUUAAAUCUUCUCAAGAAUAUUUAAAUUUUCAAUUCUGUUAUCAAGAUAUUAUUAGAUAUCUAAAACAAAGCUUUUUUCUUGUAUGCUUUAUACUUCAGUAACUAUUAGGACUGGAACUUAUAUCUGGAUUCGAUCCGAGAUCCGAUUCGGAUCCGAUCCGAAAAUCAGGAUAUCCGAGAGGGCCGAAUCCGGAUCCGGAUAGUAAAAUACUGGAUCCGGAUCCGAAUAUCUUGAUUUUUUAGUCUGGAUAUCCGGAUCCAUAAUUUUUAUUAAUACUUAUUUCAGAAGUAGUAGUAUGUAUAUAUAAAAACUAAAUUUAUUUAUUAUAUUUUCAUUUUAUAAUAGUAUAUAUAAAUUUUUAUGUAAAUUUUGUGAUAUUAUACAUAGAAAUAAUUAAAAACAUUUAUAUAUAUUUAGUUCUUUCAAUCGAACUACGUUCGACUUGUUCCUCGAAAUGGGUACGUUGGCAGCCUUUCAUAAGGUUCAGUCCGAAAUCAAUCAAAACCUCUUUUUGUAUCUUUUUCGUCUUCUAUUAUCGAGUUGCGACUCAACUGGGUAUAAGGUUUUAGGUUGCUAGAACUAAGUAAUUUGCUGACAGCUCUUGCGGCCGAAGCUUUUAUAAUCUCUUGUAAUGAUCGCAACGCUUUUACGCAGAUUCGAAAUAAGAUCAACUCUUUCUAAACUUGUUUAUUGUCUUUACAUAUUUUCUGCCUUUAUUUGGUCACUUGCCAUUGGCUCUCCCAGAGAAUCUGGAACCUCUGAAAAAGUUGGGGUUUAUUGACUGUCCUAAUUAAACGGAAAUUGACAUUGCAAAUUUCGGUUUCCACAAUAACCUUAAAGAAAACCUUCGGUUUUGUAAAUAUUAAUUUAAAUUUGUAUGUUAAAUUUUAAAAUAUGUAUAUUUUACUUAGAUUUUAAAUAAUAUUUGAAUUUCUGAAUAAAUUAAAAUACAUAACUAUUAAAUCGUGCAAUACUAUGAAAAAGAAAUUUGAUCUAAAAUGGGAACAAAACUAUUUUCAUGUAUGAGUUACAAUAUUGUUACUAACCAAAAAUUAUAUUUUAUUAAAUUAUCACCUAUUAAUGUUAUUUUUUAAAACAAUAUGUUAAUUUUAGAUCUAACUUCAAAAUUACUCUUUUGGUAAAUGUUGCCUUAAUAAUCCCAUUUUUACUCGUUAUGGCUGAUUUUAGAUCGAACUUCAAGAUUAUCAUAUUUUCUUCAAGCCUUGUAGAUUACUUUUCCCUAGACAUUUUUGGAGAAUGCUUUAGAUUUGUUAUCUGCCUGAACUUAUCUUUCUGGUUUGUGUUACUUUUUGUACAUUUUUGUGCUUUUUAUUAGUCUAGAAAAUCUCUUUUCUCAAGAUUGACCCUUUUGAAGUUUCUGUUGAAACCAUUUACGUUGGUUACACAUUAUGUAUAACUAUCUUAUGUAUAACUAUCUUAUGUAUAUCGGUUACACGUUGGUCAAUCAGUCUCAAACUACACUUUUAGAAAAUCUGCAUAACUAUCUUAUGUAUAUCGGUUACACAUUAUUUCCUAUCAUUUGACAGAAUUAUCAAUCAAAGUGGAGACUAAUCGGUCUAAAAAAAAGUGGAGACAUAUCACAAUGUGGUCAACAUAACUUUUAAACAAAGAGCAUGUGGUUAUUCUCCUUAUUUUUUCCACUGGAUCACCUGGAAAACAAAGUAAAUAAAGAGUUGAUAAUGCAU